UCCAACGAUGCAGCGAAACAUCGUCAAAUUUAAGAUGGCCCUCCUUUUUUGACUGAUGCUGGAAUUAUUUGGCUUAUCUUACGCUUCUGAAUGAGCAAGUGGAUACUACUCUGAUGAAUUUGGAUGCAGAGCAUGCCAUCCAAGCUGUCAAACAUGCACAAGUUACAACCAAUGAGAAGAGUGAUUUAAAAAUUAUCAAAAAGCCAACGGGUCAAACCUCUGCCAAUUCCCAGAAUGCAGCCAAGGUCAAUUUUACUCAAUCUCAAAAGAGAAAUGUCUUGAAUGAGAAUCAAGUUGUGCUGAACAAUGCUCACAUCAGCUGAGCUGUUAUGAUUGUCCUGCUGAGCAAGUCUUCAACUUAGCUAGUUUCCAAUGUGUUGCUUCAUGAGCUUCAGCAACAGAGAUCCUGGUAAAUAACACAGAAAUAUCAGAUUUUCCUUUCUGUAGAUCUCUCAUUUAUUAUGUGAAUCCAUCAGCAGAGUACUCAACAGAGCUAGGGACUGCUGAAUAUCCUUACAAGACACUACAAUCAGUGUUUGAUGAGAUUUAUUUAGUUCAUUCUCAUCAUGAUAGGACUAUUACUAUUAAGCUAAUGGAAGAUAGCACCAAUUUUGUUCAUCAAAAUAGAUUCAUUAUCGAAUUAAAUGAAGUAAUCAUCGAGUCUUACAGUGAAGUUUCAACAGUUCCAAGAAAAGCCAAACUUGUUGCUACCAACACUAAUGAGGCUCUUCCGGAGGAGUACACUUCACCAACUUUAUUCAAGUUGAUAAAAAGCUAUAACACCACUCAAGAAAUCACCAAUGACUCCAAAAUUUCAUCAGCUGAUAAAUCAUUGAUGUUCACUGGGGAUUCUAUCUUAUACAUCUACAAAGCUAGUCUUACUCUGAACAAUUUAUAUAUCACCACUGGAUUCAGCUCUGAAGAAGCUUCAAAGAUAUAUCUGAAUCCAAUUUACUUGGGAAGCAAGACUCUCAAAAUACACAAUUCUAAGGUACUCCACCAAGGUUUUUUUGUCAAGACUAAUCACCAAAUGAACUUGGAGAUUCUCGACACUGAGAUUGAUUUGUACAAAUCGUCAGGUGGUUUUGAUCUUUCCCUUGGAUGUUUCAACUCAGAUAUUCAGUCAACAACUAGACUUGACGGAUUAAGACUUUAUUACUCACAGAGUAAGUCCUUUCACAAUUCCUCUCUUCAUGCUAUUUUUAAAUUUCAAAAGAAAUUUAAAGCAAACUCCUCCAUUAUUUAUCCAAGAAGGAGGAGACAUUAUCAUGGUAAACAACUCUAUAUUCCAAACUUAUGGGGAGCUAGGCUCGUCAGGAUCUUUCUUCAGCCAUGUAGACCAAGCUCCAUGCUCAGGUGUUCAUACUCACUCAAUCACCAUCACAAACUCAGCAAUGGUGUCUCCUGAAUUCACUCCUUCAUUCCUUCAGCCAUCAUCUAAUUUUAAAUUUGAGAGAGGAGAAGGAGAGUGGGUCACCAGCAUAAUCUUUGACAACUUC
Messenger RNA from Moneuplotes crassus, 1499 nucleotides. The record is from the annotation of a GenBank genome assembly. NCBI's taxonomy places the organism in Eukaryota, Ciliophora, Spirotrichea, Euplotida, Euplotidae.